Molecule: messenger RNA, 306 nt
Organism: Pollicipes pollicipes
Lineage: Eukaryota; Metazoa; Arthropoda; Thecostraca; Pollicipedomorpha; Pollicipedidae
Product: death-associated protein kinase dapk-1-like
Exons: 3
Coding region: 1-306 (101 amino acids)
Source: RefSeq, a predicted model, not a curated record
AUGGGUAUCAACAUCAUCCAGAUCAGCGCCGUAACGGUCCGAGGCAGCACCCGUCACUUCACGAGGGGUAUCAACAUCACCCAGGCGACGCUCAGCGGCGUGGGCGAGGUGUCUCUGUGGGACUUCUCCGGUCACCCGGACUAUCGCCAGCUGUACGACCAGUUCGUAGGCAGCGCCGACUGCCUGCACCUGGUGCUGUACCGGCUGUGCGACCCGGCGCCGCUCCGUCUCCAGCAGGUGGUCCAGUGGCUGGGCAUGCUGCAGGCGUGCAUCGCUCCGCUGGAGCCGUUCGGCCACUGUCCCUGA